UCCCGAUCGGCCCCUCUAGCAGUACGUAGCAGCGAUCACCGGCGGCGGCGACGACGACAGCCAUGGCGGCCGAGAAGCAGCAGGUCUCAGGCGGCGGCGGCGCGGCGCCGAUGUGCGCCAACGGCUGCGGUUUCUUCGGGAGCGCCGCGACCAAGAACAUGUGCUCCAAGUGCUACAAGGAACACGUGCUGCAGACCGCCGCCGCCGUCGCUCCGCCUGUCGCCGAGAAGAAGGCCGACGGAUCCGCGCCGGCGGUGGAGGAGAGCGGCUCAUCCGCGGAGGCGAAGGAGGAGCACGAGGCAGGGGCCUCCGGCGCCGACUCCGCGGCGCCCGUCAUGUGCGCGAACGGGUGCAGCUUCUUCGGCUCCGCGGCCACCAAGAACCUGUGCUCCAGCUGCUACAGGGACUUCCUCAAGGCCGCCGACGCCGGCCCCGCCGUGGCCGGGAAGAUCGAGGUCGCGCCCGAGCAGCCGGCGCCUGAGGCCUCCGCCGCGGCCUCCUCUAGCGCGGCGCCGGCGCCGGCGCCGAAGCCGGCGCGGUGCAUGCGCACGUCGUGCAACAAGAAAGUCGGGCUGCUGGGGUUCGUCUGCCGCUGCGGCGGCACGUUCUGCUCGCUGCACCGCUACACCGACGAGCAUGCCUGCGACUUCGACUUCAAGACGGCGGGCCGCGAGCAGAUCGCCAAGAAGAACCCGCUCGUCGUGGCGCCCAAGCUCAACAAGAUCUGAUGCAGACGGAGAGAGACGACGAAGAGUAGUCCGAGUCAGAUGGAGAUGAGUAGUACAAGGCUGGGUAGCUAGUGAUGAUAGAUUGCAUUGUUUUCUUAGCUUCCAUGUUCUAGAAGUUAAAACCAUUCUUUGUAGGCAAUCAAGUUUAGUUCUCGAUUAUCCCGUCUCGAAAAAAAAGUUUAGUUCUCGAUUAUUUCUUCCAAUAAACAUCGUCAAUGCA
Messenger RNA from Panicum virgatum (switchgrass), 948 nucleotides. RefSeq names its product zinc finger A20 and AN1 domain-containing stress-associated protein 12-like. The record is from RefSeq and is a predicted model, not a curated record. Gene Ontology annotation, molecular function: DNA binding; zinc ion binding. The coding region runs from base 63 to 728 and encodes 221 amino acids. Lineage: Eukaryota; Viridiplantae; Streptophyta; Magnoliopsida; Poales; Poaceae. The transcript has a single exon.